AUGAGGGCCGUUAAUUAUUUCACAGAAGCUGUGUUGCAAGGUUUGAGAGGAGGAAUCGGAUGGCCACAAUCUGAUGAAGAAGCGAAAUUAAUUGGACAAAAAUUUGCGAUAAAAGGGGGAAACCGUUUCUUCGCGGGAGCUGUUGAUGGUACACUUAUUGAAGUUGUUGCUCCGUUACAAAGUCGGCUGACAUUUGUGUAAGAUUAUUUUACAUGAAAGUUUAAGAAUAGGUAUAUAUCUGAAAUUUGGUUUUAAAUCUCAAAGGUAAAAUACUAAAACAAUUUCUUCAGGACACGCCAUCAUACAACAUGUAUCAACGCUGUUAUUGUUGCUGAUACCGACAUGGUAAUUCGGUACUUUUGGGCCGGUGCAGGUGGAUCCAAACAUGACGAUGCUGUACUAAGAAUAUCGUCGUUACAAAGAGCAUUUGAUGCAGGUUUUCGACCUUUUCCUGGGGCAGUACUGAUUGCCGAUUCUGGGUAUGGUGAUAGAUCGUGGUUGCUAGCGUACCGUCAGAACCAUCCUCCAGCUUACGAAAAUUUGUACCAGUAA
Messenger RNA from Bursaphelenchus okinawaensis, 552 nucleotides. NCBI's taxonomy places the organism in Eukaryota, Metazoa, Nematoda, Chromadorea, Rhabditida, Aphelenchoididae. The record is from the annotation of a GenBank genome assembly.